Messenger RNA from Funneliformis mosseae, 340 nucleotides. The record is from the annotation of a GenBank genome assembly. NCBI's taxonomy places the organism in Eukaryota, Fungi, Glomeromycota, Glomeromycetes, Glomerales, Glomeraceae.
CGUGGGAACGUAUUUCAUUUCUUAAAAUAUCUUUAAAUACGCAACAAAUUCUUCCGAUCCUAUCAGAGAAUUCGCAAAAGUUCUUAAUCACUCAUCGAAAUUCAAAGAUGUCACAAUUGCUUUCGCCACAAUAUUAUGAGAGUUUAGAACUCUUCAAAAAUAAACGUUUAGGUCCUGAGAAAACCAUAGAAGAAACAAAACAUGUAAUGGAUGAUCUGGCCUUACCAAUUCCUGAUAAUAUUAUCGUGAAUGAGAUUAAAUUGGAUGAAAGAUAUAGGAACAAAAGCAAGGAAUAUUUAGAGAAUGGCUUGAAAAAGUACGAGGACGUUGUGGAUGAGAA